This is a messenger RNA of Symbiodinium sp. CCMP2592, 1608 nucleotides long. The record is from the annotation of a GenBank genome assembly. NCBI's taxonomy places the organism in Eukaryota, Dinophyceae, Suessiales, Symbiodiniaceae.
AUGCCAUGGCAGCGCCGAAACGUCCCCACCGCCCUCCGCAAGGGGACACGAGCCUGGAGCUGUGCAACGUCGGGCGGGUCGCGCGCCGGGCGUGUGGCAGUGCAGGUGAGAGAGGUGACGCCGGUGACGAAGCCCCAGUGCCGACCGGCGAAAGGCAGCCCGGUGGAGCUGAACCUGUCCUUGACUGCUCUCAGAGAUGCUGGCGACAUCGACUCUGUACUGAACUUGUUGCAAUGUCGACUCCUGCCCGAUCGAGUAAGCUACAAUAUCACUCUCAGUGCCCUGGAGCGUUCCGCACGUUGGCAAACGGCCAUCAGAAUCUUUGAGCGAAUGCAGGGAGGGUCUUCUCCCAAUUUGAUAUCUUUCAACACCUUGCUUAGCUCCCUUGCUCGCGGCAGGAAGUGGCAGGCCGUAUUAAAUCUUCUCUUCGACGGUGCACCCGUGUGCCUUCGGAGGGCACGGAUAAGUCCUGAUGCCAUCAGCGUCGGUACCGCCAUCGCUGCCUGCGCGCGUGCAAUCCGCUGGCAAGUGGCAUUGACCCUGCUGUGCCAGCUAGGCAGAUUUCAGGAGAAAAUCACAAUGAACGCUCGCCGGGCGGCCGUUACAUCUGCUCUGUGGGCAUGUGGAGCUGCCUCUCGUUGGCUGCAGGGGCUGCACCUGCUGCAUCCGACAAUCCGACAUUUAAAAGCGGAUGCUUCCUUGAUGGGAGCCGCAGUCAGCGCCUGUGCUUUUGGCCAAGCCUGGGAGCUUGCAAUCGCUUUCCUGGCGGUGGCUGAGCAUCGGAGCCUAAGCAACGUUGCAGUGCGCCGCUCGGCUAUUGCUGCCUGCGAGCUGGAGAACUGGCCAACAGCACUGCUGCUGCUGGAGUUCGUGCAGAUUUCUGGUCCUGACCCGGCAGGCGUCAGCUCAGCGAUCUCAGCUGCGGCAAAGGCUGCCAGGUGGGAGCUCGCGCUCUUCCUGGUGCAGGCGCCGUUACUCCCCUCCCCGGGCCUGCAUGCUGCAGUUCAGGCUUUGGCACAAGCUGCAAAGUGGGUAGAGAGCUUGGAGCUGGUCCGAGAAAUGCGGAGAGAUCCCGGCAGCCUUUCGUUGACAGCUGCCACAGUCACGGUGGCCCAGCUCCGCUCCCUCUUCUCGCGGCUGGUGCGACGACUUCGCAGCGCAGCUUUUCGGAACUGGCAUGUGGCAAGAGGCACUGCUGCCCAGGAUGAACACUUGGGGAAUCUGAUGGAUGCGAUGGACCUUGCAUCAUUCCACGGUGCCUCCGAGACUCCAACUUUGCUCGCUUACAGCUGCCUGCUGGCCCUGCAGAGCACCGAACCCUUGGAAGUCAGCCAGUUACGCCCCGGUCCUUGCCUCUUGCGCUCCACCAUUGAUCUUAAUUUGAACUUUCCCGGCGAGCGCUCUGUUUUCGCUCGUUCCGCUCGUCGCGAAGUCAUCGAGGUAUUUGCCAGCACUGGUCGCACUGGUGUCUUGCCGGAAGAUGCGUCCGCCAGUUCCCUGCUCGUUUGGCUGGCGUUCGAGAUCAGUAUCUCCUCGGAACCUGCCGGACCAGGACAAAACAACCACGUUUUGCCUCGAAGUAACUCUAGUAUCGGACGCAUCUCAUGA